Molecule: messenger RNA, 1219 nt
Organism: Morus notabilis
Lineage: Eukaryota; Viridiplantae; Streptophyta; Magnoliopsida; Rosales; Moraceae
Product: gibberellin 2-beta-dioxygenase
Exons: 3
Coding region: 123-1127 (334 amino acids)
Biological process (GO): response to light stimulus; gibberellin catabolic process
Source: RefSeq, a predicted model, not a curated record
CUUCUUCUUCUUCUUCUUCUUCUUCUUCUCCUUCUUCAGUUCUUCUUCUUCUUAUUUCUCUCUUCUUAAAACCCAACAAAGAGCACAAAACUAUUAAAAAAAAUAAGAAAAAAAAGAAAACCAUGGUGGUUGUGUCUCAGCCAGCAUUAGACCAUUUCUCUCCAAUAAAAUCAUGCAGGCCCACCUCUAGCCUCUUCAAUGGAAUCCCCAUGGUGGACCUGUCGCACCCGGAGGCCAGCUCCUCCAUUGUCAAAGCCUGCGAAGACUUCGGAUUCUUCAAGGUCGUCAACCAUGGCGUCCCAAUGGAGUUCAUAACCCGCCUCGAAUCCGAAGCUCUCAAUUUCUUCAAUCUCCCCCAAUCCGAAAAAGACCGAGCCGGCCCUCCCGACCCUUUCGGCUACGGCAGCAAGCGAAUUGGCCCCAACGGCGAUGUUGGUUGGAUCGAAUACCUCCUCCUCAACACCAAUCCCGACGUCUUCUCCGAAAAAUCUCGCUUCAUUUUCCGGGAAAACCCACAAUUUUUCUGGUCUGCGGUUGAGAAUUAUGUUGCGGCUGUGAAGAAGAUGGCGUUCGAGAUAGUGGAAUUAAUGGCGGAAGGGCUGGGGAUUGAAGAUAGGAAAGUGAUGAGCAAGCUUUUGAGAGAUGAGAAAAGUGACUCAUGUUUUAGGAUGAAUCAUUAUCCGCCAUGCCCGGAGCUUCAAGCAUUGAGUGGAAGGAAUUUGAUUGGGUUUGGGGAACACACAGACCCACAGAUAAUUUCUGUCUUGAGAUCCAACAACACGUCAGGACUCCAAAUCUGUCUCAGAGAUGGGACUUGGGUUUCCGUCCCUUCUGAUCACUCCUCCUUUUUCAUCAACGUUGGCGAUUCAUUGCAGGUUAUGACGAAUGGGAGGUUUAAGAGUUUGAAGCACAGAGUACUGGCUGAUCCUAGGAAAUCAAGAAUUUCCAUGAUCUACUUUGGAGGGCCACCUUUGAGUGAGAAAAUAGCACCUUUGCCUUGUUUGGUGGCCAAAGGAGAAGAAAGCUUAUACAAGGAAUUCACAUGGUGGGAAUACAAAAAAUCUGCCUACAAAUCAAGGCUGGCCGAUAAUAGGCUAGGACUGUUCGAGAAAACCCCAUCUCAAUAAUGCUCAUGUUGUGGUAAAAAAAAAAAACCCUCAAAUUUGGCAAAAAUAUUAGGAGUCUUUCUUUUCUUUUUUUUUUUCUUUUUUUUUUUUUU